AUGCACUUACCACCAGGGAUAGAAUGGAGUUAUGAAGACGCCACCAUGAUGUACUGGUCACGUGAUAAUGUUACCAAUAAUAGCAGCAACGGAAGUGACAUCACAACCUUGACCCUUACAGGGGCCACGAUCGCCUCGCCCAUCAUUAUGUUUCUGUCUGUAAGCUUUCUGUUGCUUCCAUUUUUGCAGAUCGGCAACCUGCUGGCCCUCGUGGUACUCCACCGGACCAGAAUGGAGUCGCAGAGGAUGAUGUUCCACUCGCUGGUGGCCGGGCUGGUGUGGAACGACCUGACUGGGAUUGUCCUGACCUCACCUGUCACCAUCGCCUCCUACAUCAACGGGUUACAGAUGCCAGGAGGCGAGCACCUGUGUAGGUUUAACGGCUUCAUCAUGAUCUGUUUCGGGCUCAGCACCCCUCUCAUCGUUAGCGCCAUGGCGAUCGAGCGGUUCCUGUUUGUCAAGUACACGUUCUUCUACACCAAACACUGCGCCCCUGGGGUGGCGCGCCUCGUCAUCAUCGCCAUCUGGGCGUUUGUCUUGUUCUUUGGCCUCCUGCCGAUGUUCGGCUUUGGCAACUACGUGCUGCAGUAUCCCCGGACCUGGUGCUUUCUGGACUUCAGGACUCACAACCCCGUCCACGCCGCCUAUGGGUACAUGUACUCAAGCCUUAACCUUCUACUGGUCGUCGUCAUGGUGAUGUGUAACCUCGUGGUGGUGCUGACCUUGGCCCGGGUCAGAGGUUACCGCCGGAAACACAGCAACACCAGCGUUAACAGCGUCAUGAUGGCCGACGCCAUGAUGGACGACUCACAGAAGCAACAGGCGGUCCGUCGACGCAAACAGAAAGACAUAGAGCUGCAGAUGAUUGUUGUCAUGUGCGCCAUUACAACCAUCUUUGCCGUCUGUUGGGCGCCGCUGAUGAUCCACAUCAGCCUAACCUUGGCCACAGAGGGCAAGACCCUGGACGUACUUGGCCUGGUGGCCGUGAGACUAGCCAGCCUGAACCAGACCUUGAACCCCUGGCUCUACGUCAUCCUGCGGCGGGCACUCAUCGUCCGGGUCCAGCGCUACUGCUGUAGGUGGAGGCGAUGGCUCAGGACAACACCUCGCUUACA
Candidula unifasciata is the source of this 1115-nucleotide messenger RNA. The record is from the annotation of a GenBank genome assembly. NCBI's taxonomy places the organism in Eukaryota, Metazoa, Mollusca, Gastropoda, Stylommatophora, Geomitridae.